AUGCCAACCAUCGACUCCCUGUCGGACGGCAAUCAACAGCUAUCCCCUCUCGCCCUUCAACGAUUCCCUGCACCAGCCCUCAAAAUGAUCAUCGACUGUCUCUCAGUGUCCGACAGACCAGAUCUACUCCGACUCAUGUACUGCUCAAAGGACACAUACCGAAGAUUUUAUCCCUUCCUCUACGAAACUUUUACUGUCAGACAGCAACAUGUCCAUCACGUCCUUUCCAGCGUCAGACGCGCUCAACCAUGCUUUGAAGAAGAUGACAAACUCAAGGUUAUAGAUAAUGAAAAGCCACUCUCAACGAUACCUUCUCCAAUCGAAAUGCUUCGCUCAACCAAACAUCUUAUAUUGGAAGAUCUCGAUAGCGCCCUAUCAAUUGCUGGACUCUCGGGUCUGACUGGUAAUCGACCAGCUGACUUACUUCCUAUCGAUCAGGCCGCCUCGUCCUUCGACAGAGUGGAGACAUUGUCCUUUGGCUUCAGACUAAUACUAAACCUCGAUAUGGAAUCAAGUAGCGUGGCCGCCCUCGAGCUGCAAGAUCAAUUGCUAUCUUUCACCUCAUUUCUCCGCCCUCGACACAUCUGCGUCCAUCUGCCCAAAGGUGGCAACGACGAUGUCGACUAUGUGUGGGCUGUAUCGAGAUUCUUCAACAAGCUGCAUGCAGGUACGAAGGACGGUUGGACUAUUGAAAGCACCACGAUUCAUGGAGUAGGUCGACGAGGCUCCCCAGCUAUGUUGCAUUGGCGGAAGUACACUAAGAUCAUAUUCGAAGACUGUCCAGCAAGAUUGAGAAAGAAGGAAAACAGCGCCAAGCUUCAUCAUAUGAUAGAUUGUAUAUGCCUGCCAAACUUCUACUGGACUAUCGGAACGCUUUGCUCGGCAUUCCCGCCUCCUGAUAUCGCAAAGACUCUUCAACCUUAUCAUCUGGAGUUGGUUAACCUACCAUGUUCCUCUGCAGCCUAUCUCAAGCUUGAGAACAUCGUUAAAGUAUUGAUCGGGCCAGGAAUCGAAGUGUAUGAUGAAUCAACAAUCGGUCAUUGGGAUAAAGCACUAGGAUGGAUGAAGACUAAUUUGACCAUUACGUCAAAAGAGGACGCGCAGCCUUGUGUAUGUUGUGGCAAGCUCUAA
This is a messenger RNA of Kwoniella mangroviensis CBS 8507, 1131 nucleotides long. RefSeq lists its product as uncharacterized. The record is from RefSeq and is a predicted model, not a curated record. The coding region runs from base 1 to 1131 and encodes 376 amino acids. NCBI's taxonomy places the organism in Eukaryota, Fungi, Basidiomycota, Tremellomycetes, Tremellales, Cryptococcaceae. The transcript has a single exon.